This is a messenger RNA of Orbilia oligospora ATCC 24927, 1509 nucleotides long. RefSeq lists its product as uncharacterized. The record is from RefSeq and is a predicted model, not a curated record. Gene Ontology annotation, molecular function: protein binding. The coding region runs from base 1 to 1509 and encodes 502 amino acids. NCBI's taxonomy places the organism in Eukaryota, Fungi, Ascomycota, Orbiliomycetes, Orbiliales, Orbiliaceae. The transcript has 3 exons.
AUGGCAACUGUGGUGGUAAACGGUCCGAACCAGCGUCGGCUCAAUGUCAAAGUCACACCAGGAACUGUCCUAAAUGACGUUCUCAACCAAGCCUGUGAUAGAUUCGGACUGACGGCCGAUAGCUUUACAUUACGACAUGGCAAAAACAUCGUUGACUUAACACUACCAUUCCGACUCUCACGAUUAGGCCCCGGCGCUAAACUAGAUCUCAUCAGGCGCGAAGGAGGGAAAGCCGGUUCGGUUAUUACGGUUGCCCUACAGUUUAUCGAUAACUCCAUACCUCGCAUGAUCGAAAAGUUCCCUAGCUCGGCAACAAUAUGGGAAAUCCUUAAGAAAUUCGAAGACAACUCUGGUGGGAAGCUUAUGCUGACCGAAAGAGCUGUCCCGGAUGGAACCAAGCAGGGUGCUGGGAGAUUGUACUAUGAGAUGCCAACGAUCCAUAUCAUCAACCGCGAACUAGCUUCUCUCGAUGACCUGAAGAAAUCGCUCGCUGCUCUAGGUUUUACAUCUGGUACUGCGCUACUCAGGAUCAAAUUUACACAAACCACCAUACCAUUCGAAGAGGCAAUCCUCCAAUUCGCAGAUUUGAAUGCGAAGCCAGAAACAGCAGAAGGGUCUUCAUCGGCAAGUGCUUCGACUUCAGCGCUCACGCCUGCCGAACCAUCAGCUUCAGAACCAGUCUCUGAAAAUCUUACACCAGAGUCAUCCACACCGGCUACAUCGACCCCACUGAUUGACACAGAAACAUACCCACUUCCAACUUUUCCAGACCAAAUCGCACCUCCAGAAACAUCAAACACCCAAAUCGAACCCGUCCACCGCGAAAACACCGAUGUCGGACCAAACAACCGCGAGCUUUCAGUCUUUAACCCCGGUAACUCUACCGUUCCGUCGGCUGCUGUCGUCAACAUCGACGAAAAGGAGUACGAUAUGUCCAUAAACCAAGCUAGACAGUAUCAAGCCCAACUCAAAGCUGCUACAAUCAACAAGCGACUGUUAACCGAAGCCCAGAAACAAAAACUUGCAGAUGAAGAAAAGGCUCGACGUUUGGCGGUCGAUAAAGUGGAUAUUCGCGUUAGGUUCCCAGAAGGCAGUAUUAUACAGAGUGUGUUCACACAAACUGAUACUACGGACGACCUCUAUGCUUUUGUGAAGGGUAUUAUGAGGAACCCCGGAUCGGAUUUCCAUCUUGCCCUUCCCGGACCAAAACAAGAACCCAUUCCUGCAAGCGACAAGAGGAUAAUUGUUGACUUGGGAAUAACACACGCAACGCUUCUGAAUUUCUACUGGAAAGAGAGCGUCAGCGCUUCCAUCAAGAAACAAGAUCCACUUUCUGCGGAAUACCGAGAGAAGGCACGUAAGUUGGAAGCUCCAAAGGAGCCAGACUCAAUAAUGGUUGAUGAUGAGACUCCGGCAAACCAAGCACGAAAAGGUAGCAGCAGUGGCGGUGGAGGUUCAGGAUCAGGGGCUUCGAAGGUUCCCAAAUGGCUAAAAUUUGGGAAGAAGUAA